This is a messenger RNA of Brassicogethes aeneus, 1019 nucleotides long. The record is from the annotation of a GenBank genome assembly. Lineage: Eukaryota; Metazoa; Arthropoda; Insecta; Coleoptera; Nitidulidae.
AUGGCUAAAGACUAUUAUAACAUAUUGGGAAUACCUAGAAAUGCUUCUGACGAUGAAAUUAAAAAGGCAUACAGAAAAUUGGCUAUGAAAUAUCAUCCUGACAAAAAUAAGAGCGCUAACGCCGAGGAAAAGUUUAAAGAAGUAGCUGAAGCUUACGAGGUAUUAUCAGACAAGAAAAAGCGGGAUGUGUAUGAUAAGCAUGGCGAAGAAGGUUUAAAAGGGCACGCAGGGCAAAACUUUUCCGGGGAAAAUUUUACUUAUACCUUUCAUGGGGACCCAAGAGCUACUUUCGCUCAAUUUUUUGGUACCGCUAAUCCUUUCGAAAGGAUGUUCCGGUUUGAAUCAGGAUUUGGAAGCGACUCCGACGAAGAUCCAUUUAAGUCAAUUUUUUUCAAACACAAUGGUGGCAGAUCAAAGUCGGGUUCUCCAAGAAAACAAAACCCGCCAGUGGAACGCGAACUAUUCGUUCCCUUGGAAGACAUAUUUACCGGAUGUGUUAAGCAUAUGAAAAUAACAAGAAAAAGGAUACAAUGCAAUAAUACUAUAAAGGAAGAAUCCACGGUGUUAAGCAUUGUUAUCAAACCCGGUUGGAAGCCUGGAACAAGAAUCACCUACCCACAGGAAGGGGACGAAGAUUUUCACUCAGUUGCAUCAGACAUUAUUUUUAUCAUCAGGGAUAAACCUCAUCCAAUCUUUAAACGCGAGGGAAGCGAUUUGAAGUACACGGCCAAAGUGACUCUUAAACAAUCUUUAUGCGGUUGUGUGGUCACAGUUCCAAUCAUUGACGGUGGAGCCAUGCAGGUGGACUGCACCAAAGAAGUUAUUACGCCAGAGUCAACCAAAGCAAUUUAUGGUUGUGGACUACCAUUUCCCAAAGAACCAUCUACUAGAGGUGAUAUCCUCGUUAACUUUCAAAUUUUGUUUCCUAAGAAACUAAAUCAGUUACAAAAAGAUGAAAUAUGCAGAAUUCUUGUUUAAUGUUUUUUUCAAAUAUAUUUUUAAUACUGUAAGAGUUAAAC